AUCUACGCAUGGUGUACAGUGUACACUAACCAGCCACCAAUAAUCUCACCGACGAGCUUCGGGCCAUACUACCGCGACCGAGCGAGCGCUGCUGUCUCGUGGGUCAGCCUGUGACCUUUGCCCUUCGUCCACUGGUCAGAGGACGGGAGAGAGCAGAGAGAGGGAGAGAGGGAGUGGGGCAUUUGUGAGCUGGGAGCGAGGCGUAAGCUCAGUCGAGCAUUGGUGAUAUCCUGUCCGGGCCUGCCGCAAGUGGUGCAGUGUGAUCGUUGAAACAAUAGGACGGGCUGCUGAAAUGGGUGACCUUUUGUUGAUCUGUGACCGUUGAUCGCCACGGUGAAGAGGUGACACAGCGAUCAGUGGUUAUUGGUGGUGAAGUGAAGAUAAGCAGUGACCGAUGACUUUCGGUAGAGUGUAGACUGAAGGCUGGGUGUCGCUAACUUGUGCUAUAAUGAAGAUUAUUUUGUGAUCUAUUUUGUUUUGGGCCGCGACGACAAACUGCGGGUCAGCUGUGCGGUAACUCAGCUGUGCCAGAGGUGCGAUUAGAGAUUCAGCGCUGCAAUUCUCUCCAACAAACACUGCACAUCAUGGAUACACUAUCAAGUAAGAACGACAUCUACGUCAGCAAAGUGACGAGGGAUAUGGAGGUCGACAAACUUCGGAGCCGAAUACAAGUUCUUCAGGAGGACAUCACCUCAGAGUUUCGCUCUCAGCUCUCCACCAUUUUGGAGCAGCAUUUGGCUGGUCUGGAACAGGUCUCUGCACCGCGCGAAAAUGGAGACGUCAAAGGCAACAAACGGAGCAAGGGAAAACAGUUUGUGGCCCGGGAGUCUCUGCUCACUGAGCUGUUUGAGAUCAGCCACAUUCGCACAAUCUACCACAUCUUCCUGGCCAUGCUGGCGCUGAUGUUUCUGCACUCCAUCCUAUACGACCUGGCUGAGCUAGACUCAAUACAGCUGAGUCUCAACAUCAUCGUGUACGCGUUUGGCGAGGUGCGACUGACGGCAGAGCUCUGGCUCAUGAUGUUCUGUUCGGCUGUGUUCAUCGUCUAUCCCUUGUUUCACUUUUGGGCCUCUCACCGCUCCUCAAACCCAGCGCUGUUUGACUGGCUGUUUGGCUCGAUGUUCGUCGCCUACUGCGGCUGCCUUUUGUAUCUGCCCGCUGAGCAGGUGCUCCACCAUCGACUGCCCCCGGCUUCUUCAUUCAUUGUCAUCUUGGAGCAGAUCCGUCUCUUUAUGAAGGUGUACGGGUUCGUGCGAUCGAACGCUCCAAUGGCAAUGGCAUCGGAAACUAAGGAGUCUGAUCGAUGUCCAAACUUCAACAAGUUUCUGUUCUAUCUGUUCGUUCCAACCCUCGUCUAUCGUGACAGCUAUCCCAGGACCAGUCAAGUGCGCUGGCGGCUGGUGGCUCUCCAUUUCGGCCAGGUGGUCGGCUGCGUGGUCUACACCGCCUUCCUGCUAGAGCGGCUGGUGCUGCCGCCCUUCCAGCGGUACGGCCUGGGACGGAUGACCUGGCGGCACCUGGUGGUACACGUCUUCGGCAGCGUGAUGCCCGGCAUGCUGUGCUACCUGUGCGCCUUCUUCGCGCUGCUGCACGCCUGGAUGAACGCGUUCGCAGAGAUGACGCGCUUCGCUGACAGGAUGUUCUACCAGGAUUGGUGGAACGUGACCAACUACGCGAGCUUCUAUCGGACCUGGAACAUAGUGGUCCACGAUUGGCUGUAUGAAUACAUAUACACGGACGUGGCCCGCCUUCGAGGGAAGUUUUUGGCCACUCUGUCGGUUUUCGUGGUCUCCUCAAUCGUUCACGAGUACACACUGAUGCUGGUCUUCAAUUUCUGCUUCCCCGUACUGUUUAUCCAGUUCGGCGUAUUUGGAGUUCUGUUGCACUUUUUCAACGUGCGCAGUGCCGGAGGAAACGUUCUACUGUGGAUGACACUGUCCCUGGGAAUCGGCAUUGACCUGGCCUUUUACGCUGCCGAGUGGUACGCUCGACAGAACUGCCCAUCAAUUUAUGAAAACGUGUACGCCGACUUCUUUUCAUCCCGAGCGCUGUCGUGCUGGUCAGGAAACGGCGUGGCCGACACCGUCGUCAGGGCGUCCGCGUGAUUGCAGUGCCAACAACUCAGUGAGGGAAUGACAAUGACUGUGAGCGGCCGGGCGGGGCGGGGAAAUAUUGCACGCCCACCCGUCGUGGUGCCAAUUGCGACUGGCUUUGUUGCGGGUGCCCUGUUUUUCCCGCUUACUUAGGUAACUUGUAAGUUUUGGUCCAUCGCACCGUUGUCACAAUGCCAAGGUGAUUCAAGUAACUGGUAGCAUACGUGAUUGUGAUCUGUUACGUGAAUAAGGGGCAUGUCUGUUGUUGUUAAACACAUUUUGAAGUGAGUGCAAGAUACCUUCGGGCGACAGUACGCUACAUUCGCCUGCAAGUUUAUGAGCCAGCAUGUAUUCCCACUGAACCCUGCGUCAGAUUCAGUGUGAAUUUAAGUGUGUAAUACAUAUAAUGAUAAUUAUUAAAUAGAUAUUUCAUGCAUAUCAA
This is a messenger RNA of Amphibalanus amphitrite, 2535 nucleotides long. RefSeq names its product sterol O-acyltransferase 1-like. Gene Ontology annotation, cellular component: endoplasmic reticulum membrane. The record is from RefSeq and is a predicted model, not a curated record. NCBI's taxonomy places the organism in Eukaryota, Metazoa, Arthropoda, Thecostraca, Balanomorpha, Balanidae. The transcript has 12 exons. Bases 585 to 2105 code for a protein of 506 amino acids. Gene Ontology annotation, biological process: cholesterol metabolic process.